Molecule: messenger RNA, 1329 nt
Organism: Clonostachys byssicola
Lineage: Eukaryota; Fungi; Ascomycota; Sordariomycetes; Hypocreales; Bionectriaceae
Source: the annotation of a GenBank genome assembly
AUGGACGGCACACGACAGCUUGGAGGUCCCUCACCGGACUACGAGUAUAUUACCCCGAUUGGCUUCUCGUACUAUGCGAUCGCCUCUUCUCUCAGUCCGGGCUACUAUCAGACCCUCCUCGAUCGCAGCUGGAGGCGGUCAGGGAAAAUGCUCUAUCGCCCAGACCAACGGAGAUCGUGCUGUCCGCAUUACACAAUUCGACUGGACUCUCACGAAUUCAAGGCCAACAAGGCGCAGCGCCAGACAAUAAACAAGUUCAACAAACAUGUGGUUGGUGAUGAAUAUCAAAAGGAGGUGGCUCGUCGCUACCCCAAAUCCCGCGAGGAAGCAAAACGUCGCGACAAUGAGUUUGUCCUGGUAGAUCGAAUCCACGAGGCCGAAUACGCUCAACUGCAGACGCCACCAGAGCCUGCCCAUAAGCUCGUUGUUUCUCUUGAGAGUGACGAAUUCACGGAAGAAAAGUAUGAAGUCUAUAAUAACUAUCAGAUGACCGUUCACAACGAUCCGCCCGAGAGUAGAACACGACGCUCUUUUACUCGCUUCCUGUGUAGCUCUCCCUUGCGGCAGGAAACUGCGACAGGGCCUGAUGGGAAGAAGCGCCGACUCGGCUCCUUUCACCAAUGCUACCGCCUUGAUGGGAAACUAGUUGCCAUUGGUGUUCUCGAUCUGCUUCCCGAUUGUGUCAGCUCCGUCUAUUUUCUUUAUGACGAGAGCAUUCACAAAUUCGCACCUGGGAAGUUAGGGGCACUUCAUGAAAUUGGGUUGGCUCAAGAAGGUGGUUAUCGUUGGUGGUAUCCCGGAUUCUACAUUCACAGCUGCCCAAAAAUGAGAUACAAGAUUGACUACUCACCACAGUACCUUCUUGAUCCAGAGUCUCUUGCGUGGGACCCCUUGGACAAGCAUGUUUUGAGCCUUCUGGAUAAGCAGCCGUUUGUCAGUCUCUACUUGCACCGUCAGAAGAAAGCCGAAUUAGGUGUUCCUGAUGAUUCACCUCAGACAGAAGAUCCUGCGCAGAAAUCAGAAGAGGGAUAUGGUGGAGGUUCCGGUGGCGACACAAAUGAGUCCGACGAUGAUGAUGCCGCAUUUUUAUUCAAUUCUGGAAUGCCAGGCAUCGCAACACUCGAGGACGUGGGCCUCGUCGACUUGGACAACAUUCCUCUUGUUGGCUCACUCGGAGGACCUCAAUUUAGAACAGCCGAUCUUGUUGGUUGGGAGACGAGCACCAUUGCACAAUGGCCAGGAAUCAAGGCUGGUAUCGCAGAACUAGUCGCAGCUCUCGGGACAGACUGCGUCGAUGUCUUGUGCAUCAACUUGGAUCGAAGUAGUUAA